Molecule: messenger RNA, 1286 nt
Organism: Rhodamnia argentea
Lineage: Eukaryota; Viridiplantae; Streptophyta; Magnoliopsida; Myrtales; Myrtaceae
Product: WAT1-related protein At5g40240-like
Exons: 7
Coding region: 190-1275 (361 amino acids)
Cellular component (GO): plasma membrane
Molecular function (GO): transmembrane transporter activity
Source: RefSeq, a predicted model, not a curated record
CUUUUCGAAACGUGGACUGAUCUCUGCUCGCAGAUGCACACACAUAAUGAACUAGAGACAAACCUUAUUUUGGAUUUGGCCUAAACGAAAGGCUCCUGCCGAGGAAAAAAAGAAGCAGCAAAACGUAGGAAAACCUCAGUGUCCUCCAAAUAUUAACCCGAGAACUCUGAGAGAGAGAGAGAGAGAGAGAUGGAGGGGAGAGCGAGGGGUUCACUGCCGUUUGUGGGGAUGAUCAUGGUGGUUCUGGCUCAAGCGGGCAACAUGGUGGUGAUGAAGAUGGCCAUGUCCGACGGGAUCAACAAGUACACCAUGGUCUUUUACUGCAAUGCCCUCUCCUCUCUCGUCCUCCUUCCUUGUCCCCUCAUCAUCUCUCGCAGGUCAGGGUCGUGUCCUCCUCUCACUUUCGCUGUGCUUUGCAAGAUCUUCUUGCUAGCUCUGCUUGGAUUCGCAGCACAGAUGUGCGGGUACGUCGGCAUCGAUUACAGCUCCCCUGUUCUGGGCACGGCCAUGAUGAACCUCAUCCCAGCUUUCACUUUUAUUCUCGCCAUCAUUCUAAGGAUGGAGAAAGUGAACUGGAAAAGCUGGAGCACCCAAGCUAAGCUUGUGGGAACCAUUACAUCAAUUCUAGGCGCAUUCGUAGUCACUCUCUACAGGGGUCCUCCGGUUCUCCGCUCACCACGGCCUCCUUCUGUCCAGCCUCAUCGCCGCCUUCCUUUUCUUCUCCUGCAACAAUCAAAUUGGAUUCUGGGCGGGUUCCUCCUCGCGGCCCAAGCUUUCUUGUUAGCAUCGUCGUACAUUCUCCAGGCAUUUAUCCUCAAAGAAUACCCGGCGGUGCUGAACUUGAUGUUCUACGUGAUGUUCUUUCUGACAAUUCUUUCCGGGCUAUUGUCCUUUAUUACAGCGAGAGAACUACAGUCAUGGAUUCUGAAAGUUAAUGUGGGUCUGAUCGCUAUUUUGUACUCGGGUGUGGUUGCUGUUGCCUUUGGAUCCACAUUGGGUACGUGGUGCGUGAAGAGAGCUGGACCUGUUUAUGUCUCCAUGUUCAAGCCCUUGGGAAUUGUAUUUGCUGUUGGAUUGGGGUUCCUAUUUCUCGGUGAAAUGUUACAUCUUGGAAGCUUAAUUGGGGCACUUGUGAUUGUGAUGGGAUUCCACACGGCGGUGUGGGCCAAGUCUAAAGAGGAAGAGAAGGCGAUCGAGGGGAGCGGGGUUGGGGGGAGCUUUGCAUCCUCCAGCCAUGACACUCCUUUGCUCCAAAACCAAGCUUCGAGUGUGUAGAUAUUAUUGGC